Molecule: messenger RNA, 5949 nt
Organism: Lates calcarifer (barramundi perch)
Lineage: Eukaryota; Metazoa; Chordata; Actinopteri; Centropomidae
Product: E3 ubiquitin-protein ligase RNF186-like
Exons: 1
Coding region: 28-690 (220 amino acids)
Biological process (GO): protein ubiquitination
Molecular function (GO): ubiquitin protein ligase activity
Source: RefSeq, a predicted model, not a curated record
AGGUGUUUUUGUAGAGUCAGACGGAACAUGGCGGAGGCGGUCAACACAGGAGGCGACUGUGGCUCGGCUCCGCCUGACGUGACCGACUCGUUUCCCAGCGAGGAAUACGAGUGCAAAAUAUGCUACAACUACUUCGACUUGGAGCGUCACACUCCCAAACUGCUGGCCUGUUCCCACACCUUCUGCCAGGAGUGCCUCGAUGCUCUGCACUGCCGCGACGAUCGAAGAUGGAGAAUCGUUUGCCCCGUGUGUCGCCACCGAACUCCGGUUCUGGAAUACCGAAUUCACAACCUCCCCGACAACACCGCGCUGACCGAGGCGCUCCCGCUCGAAAAGCACGAGCGUGUGAACUCAGCAGACGCAGACGACCGCGCGGGUCCAUCAACCGCGUCUUUAGCAACCUCCCAAGAGAGCGAGGACAGCUGUCAGACUUGCAAACAGGUCGCGUUUACGACGGCCUGCGUGUGCGCCAUCUUCUCUUUCCUGUCCAUGGUGGUGUUGUUAUUUCUGGGCCUGAUCUUUGUACAUAACUUCAACAACACCACGUCGCCAGUCGGCCCCGUCUGUUUGUUUGCAGCCAGCGUCCUCGCCCUGCUCUCGCUCAUUCUCACUUGGUUGAUGUGCAUGUUGAAGUACCGACCUGAAACCGGAGCAGACAACUUCAGUUCCCUCAAUUCUCAUAUAACGUGAUGCAGGGUUAGGAUACAUGAACUUUGUCAGUAGUCUAUAAUAGAAGGGAAGUCAGUUUACUUAUUUCAGACAGUCAGCGCAGACACCCUAUAACAUCACAAUGACCUUUAUGUGACAAUAGAGCAUCUGUAGUUUUUGCUUUAGACUGGGCUCCAGUAUGUGACCAUCCACUUUGUGCAAUUUCUGAGAGCCUGUCACACAAAACUCCAGUCUUGAGGUCAGCCUUCCCAGUUUAGAGGGUUUUUCUCCCUUUCAGACAAAUAUGGAACUCUAUAUAGAGCUUUCUCGCAGAAUUAGUUUUUGACAUCUCACAGUAUGAAAAGCAGGGCUGUAAAUGAUUCAGUUAAACAUGGCUGUGUUGUGUUUAGCUGAUUCAGUUUUAGGGUCCUGUUAUUGUGCAUGCUGACUCACUGUCACACUGCCAAUGCCUUACUGGAACUCUAAACAGAACAUUGUUAAUGUUACUAGUUACACCUUUGUUUUUCCUACUAUCACAAGCCAAAAUGCCUGCUGUGAAAAAAAAAGGCUUACACUGACCUAAACUGAUGAAUGUUAUGUCAUGGCACAAACAAAACAUGUAUACUAUCUAGCUACUUUCACGGACUACUAAAUGCAGUCCCUAAAACAUUACAACUACAUCUACGGCAUAUACGAUAAAAGUAAAGUACUACAAAUUAAGUUUGGUUACAGUAUAUGUGAAGAAUACAGAAUACACCUUUUUUAUUACUCUUUAUUUAAAAACUGUUUGAAGGGAAUGCACUUUGGCCUCAAGUUCUUGUUUGAGUAAAGUACAGUGAUGUGUCAUGCUAUGACAAAUGCUUACACAGGAGGCCUAAAAUCACAAGAAGAGCACUUUAACUUGGCCUGCUAAUGGAGACAUUAGCAGCCACAGGCUGGAAUAAUAGGUAAAACAAUUUGUUACAGCAGUAUCCUCCCAUACUCUCCUCCCACAGUUCUCUGCUACACUGAUAUUAUCUAUAUGACAAAUUUCAUAAGGUGCUCAGAGGCUGCUGUGCAAGCAGGUGUGCACAUAUGCAUACGUGUCAAGCUGUUGGUAUGUAACUGAUUUGUUCUAAUCUUAUUGUGCCACUACCAUCUCUAACAACAUGGCCUAUUGUGCCACUGACAGGACCUGUUUACCCCAUAACCACCUCUGUGUUAUUACACUGACUCCCUGCGGUGGACCAAGUCAUCCCAGGCCAGUGACCCUGAGGGGACAUGAGCCUUCACAAGAUGAGAGAAAUAACUUUGGGGUAGGGGGCCCAAAAUAAGUGGUGUUGUAAAGUAGUGAGACAAUGGAAGUGCAGAUGACCUCCAAGGGGUCUUAAAUCAUCUGAUGGGCUUAAGUUUGCUUUCCUGAGUCAUAUAAACUGCAGGAACAUAUUAACACCACAAAUAAUUUGGUUCAUGCCCAGACCACUCUCAAAUGUGUUAGGUUACAGGGAAGCAUGCAAAUAGAAUAAUGUUUAAUUGAGGGUUUUUUUUGUUUUGUUUUGUGGAAUUGUUUAAUAAAUCCCCUCUCACUCAUCAUUUCAUAUGUUUGAGAAACAUACACUUGACAAUUUAUUAGAUGUCUCCAUUUGGUUGAGGUUUCUGCUACCUCCUAAUAACACAGCAGGCAUUUAUCUCUGCUUAGUGUUGUUUUAAGAGGCGACACUGGUCUCAGGAGUUAAACUCCAUCUCUUUCAGGCCCCUCAAAGGGACUCCUUCAUUUGGUCAUCCAGUCGGUGAGUAAUGCCACUUAAAUGCCACUGUGACAAAAGCCUGGGAAGAAAAAAAAAAAGGAGGGGUGGCAGGCUUCCACUGGGAGCCAUAGGCAACACUGUGUGUCUAGGGCAGAGAGCUUCAUUUCACAGGGACUGCAGGGCUUAAAGUUAAAGAUUACUUUGAAAUCUGCAUCCCCUGCCAUCAAACUCGCCCGCUAUAUCCCACCCUCCCUCCUCCCUCCAGCCGUCAAUCCCGAAAAAAUAAAAAGCUGUCGCCACAGAACAGGGGAUGAGUUGGGAGCAGAUCCUCUUUGAUGACAGAGAAGGAUCCUUUUGUUCCCUAAUCCCCACACAACCCCUUCCCCCCUUCUUCCCUAUAAGUCCAACUGGACACCAGGGGGCUUCAUAAUCAGCCAGGGGCUCAAAAGUUAUUAGUUUACCUGUUUUACUCUAAAGCAUUUGAAUGUAACAGUGACGUCUUACAAUAACAGCUUGAAAUAUGUACUAAUUCAGGUCUUGUCAUUGUUGUUAGAGCAGCAAAAUAUCAUUAAGUAAACACCCUAAUAAGUCACAUGACACUGGUCAGUGGUUGUCAUAGGUGGAUCUCAAGGGAACAGCCAUUAGCCAUUGUGCACACUGUCAAAAAAAAGGUGAGGAGGUCAUCCAGAAACAGACAGUUCCAGGAUACAUUUCCUCUCCUCCUGCAUCUUGCCUUUAAGUGUGUGCAAAGUGUGUCUCUGUGUCAUUAUCAGAUUGGACACACGUAUUUCACAGAGGAGAUGAAAGUGUUCCUUUUGCUCUCAACAUCUGCCCUCUGAUAGUUUGAGUCCUAUCAAGAUGACCUCAAAGACAUAGCCUGAGGAGAGCGAUUAUCACCACUCCAUACGCACUCUGGAUCGUCAUGUGAUAACAUGCUUGCGUGUGUGUGUGUUUGCGUGUGCGCUAGCAUGGAGGAAAAAGCAUGGAUUUGUGUAUGUGUGCAUGUAUUUGUCAGAAUAUGUCUGUAUGGACAUAUGGCCUAACAAGCAUGCAAACACUCCAAACAGGCAGCAAGAAGGGAUCAAUGUCUAGGGUCAAAGUAUCAAUCGAGGCUUACCUAACUACUUCACUUUCAUUGUGGAGCUCAAAGACGACUUUUCCUCUGUCCAGAACUCACACACAAACACUGUUGAUUUUUCUCUGUGCUUAAUGAAAAGGGUGAGAAAUGCACACUAACUCCCUCUGGUGUACAAAAGUGAUAAUGCAGCAAAGGAAAAGAAUGACAACACAAAAUGUGUGUGGUUUAAAUCAUGAUAAAAUUAUGACAAAUUAUUCAUUUUAUAUAAAAAUCAACUCAUAUUUUUUUAUACAGUGUUUGUUGCUGUUUUUAAAAUAUAGUUACCAGUUGUCACCCUUUUCAUUAAAAUGAACAGGUUCAGUUGUAAAGCAGCAGUCAAUGAUGGAUGAGUAAUGAUGGAUAAGGUAGUUUUAACACCAACUACCAUCCUCAGUCAUCACCCAUUUUUGGUAGCUGCUUUUUUUGUGUUAAUAAGUGCAUCGACAAUGCAGUCAUUGGUGCAUUCUGCCUAAUGAGAUCUUAUUUCAAAUGCCCGCCAGUUACUGUCAUGGGACCAGGCUAUAUUGAUUUUCAACACUAGCACUGUGACUAAUCGACAGAUUGUUGCAAGUGGCUCUAUCAGAGAUGACGCCUGUCAGAUGACUGUAGUGUAAGGAUCUGUUUUCUGUCAAUGUAUGUGUUUGAUUUUUUUCUGCUUUGAGGGGACUAAAUGGAGUCAUCGUCCUCUGCUGACACAUACAAAUGAGAGGGACCAACUACAGAAACAAAGAAAGAAACAAGGCCAGAAGGGACAAGCUGAGGGAGAAGUACAAAGAGCUACAGGCCAAGGCCAAAAAUAGCGGUGAGACAGACAGCUGGGAAGAAGGCACUUUUCACCGUAGUCUAACUCCAGACAUCGCCAGAAAAUUCACCCCCUGAAUGCUUUAUCAUCGUUAAAGAUGGGUUUGCCACAACUAUUUUAAUGAUACUGAAAUGUAUGAAAGCAUGACAAAGCAUCUUUACUCCCAUCAUCAUUAAUCACUAUAAUAUUCAGUACAAUUUUUACUUGUGUAUGUAAGUUACUGCAUACAUGGGGGGGUGGGGGUGAGAAAAUAUCAUCAUGUCAGGUAUCCCAAUAAGCCAGGACAGUGUGACAGUGAGUCAGCACGCACAAUACCAGGACCUUAAAACUGAAAACAACCUUUCAGUUCAUUUUUAUCAUUCACAUCUGUGCUUUUCCUACUGCGACAUGUCAAAACAACUUCUGCAAUGAAAGCCUAUGGAAACUUCCAAAUGUGCAAAAUGUGGCGAAAAGGUUUAAUCAGGGAGAUUAAAUUACCUAAAGACUGAUUUCUGUAGUCUGUUGUUCUGGGAUUUUAAGUACAAUAAACUUUCAUUUAACAUAUGUACAGAAAUGAGUUGUGUUUUUUGGGCACUCCUGGGUAAAUGACAUAUUUUUGAAGUGAUUAGAAAUGAAUAUAACCCCUGCAGCAAACAUAUGUUAAAAAAAGAAGCCUUUCUUUAAAUGCUAAUACAAUGGUACUUUUUGUUUCAUUAAAAACUUACUUUAAAAAAAACAGAAAAAAAUCCUAAGUAACUGUGGUAUGUGCAAAAGUUUGGGCAUGGGCACCCUGCUAAAUCAGUAAUCCUUCCCCCUUUGGCAGAUAUCACAGCUUGCAAAUGCUUUUUGUAGCCAGCUAAGAGUCUGUCUGUUCUUGAUUUAGGAAUUUUAACCCACUCUCCUCUGCAGAUCACUUCAUGUUCUAGGUUAUUUUUUGGCCGUCUUGUACGCACAACAUGUUUACGGUCUACCCAGAGAUUUCUCUUGAUGUUCCAGUCUGUGAAGACCAUUCCAAAACCUUCAGCUUGUGUUUCUUGAAAUAGUUCAUGGUGGAUUUUGAGGAAUGAUGGAUCAUUGUCCUGUUGUAGACCCUAUUCUUCCCUCUGUCUGUGCACUUCUGUGCCACUGGCUGCCACACAACCCCAAAGCAGAAUAUUUCUGGGUUGAGUGUUUCAACCCACAUGCUUCAGUUGGCAAAUACAGUGCACCAACAUUUGAGGAAAGGCUUAUUUUUAUGUCUGGUUGCUGCAGGACUAGGCUAGGUUUGUUUUGGUGAUUAAUUUCUCAAAUAACACUUCCAUACCAUAUUUCAUACAUUAGACGUGCAUAGGAGGAGAAUCCAUUGGUGACAGCACACAGAGUCUGCCCUACACAUACAGAAGAAUUACACAUUAUGUUACAUACAUUACGCGGGUAGCUACAUACUGUGUGGUUUCCGUUUUCGUUCCCCCCUCACAUUAGCUGUCUUUCUGUUUGUCUAGUUUACUCACUUGUACGCUGUCUCGCUUUCCCUCGGUAAAAAAAGUAGUUAAUUCUCAAUAACAUGGAUUUUUAAACGGACACGUGUUCUUCAAACCUGGUAGUGUUGGUCGAGUACUGGUUGACCCAUUUAAAUGAACCGGCGGCGCGGGUUCACCCCGCCUUAUUGUGUCGGAGACUGCUGGCCAACUGACAAU